Messenger RNA from Symbiodinium necroappetens, 5036 nucleotides. The record is from the annotation of a GenBank genome assembly. NCBI's taxonomy places the organism in Eukaryota, Dinophyceae, Suessiales, Symbiodiniaceae.
AUGGCGGGGCUGAUGGCCUUCACCACCAAGCCCUACCUCAUUGUGCCGAUUUCAGGGAUGGAGUCGCCACCCCAGCGCGCUGAAUUCAGCAAGGCCGUGCAGUCGCUGUUUAUCCCGGCAGAGUCGGGCACCAACAUUCCAAAAGCGGUGAUUGCCUACCUUCAGACGUCCCGUGGCUUCAUGGAGCAGGAUGAAGCCAUGUGGGACGAGAUCGGUCAGGCUGUAUCCGCGACUCGCACCAGCGCCCAGAACAAGAACUGCUACCUGUUCUUCUUUCUCUUGAACUUGCAGUCGGACGAUGUGGAUCAGAAGGUCCUGGACCGAUUGUCAAAGGUGCUGCGAGCAGAGAGAGCACUACGGGCAGGGUUGCAGCCAAUGCAGGUGUACGACACCAUCUCUAGCCAUAUGGUCACUCUGGACAAGUGCUUGAACCGCUACAGCGAAGUGAAGAAGAAGUUGUCAAAGAUUGAUGCAAAAGAUCCAUCGGAAAAGCCCGCGCUGAAGGCGGUUGAGGCCGAAGUCAAGAUUAUCAAGGUCAACUUGAACAACCACAAGCACGACGUCCGCAACUUUGACUCGGAGCUGAAGAGUUUUGAGCAAGAGACGAAGAAACUGUUCGAGACAGACACCAGCUUGCUGGCGGAAAGCUACCGGGAGAAGGUUGGACGACCGAUGGAGGUCGUGGAGUCGCAAGUCAAGCAGCUUGAGUCCAGACUGCUGCAGAUGCAGUCGUCCGUUCGUGAAGAUAGUGGCAAGUUGCGGAGGGAUGCAAAGAAGGUGCUGCAUGACAAGUAUACCGAAGACGUUGGACGAAUCGCAAGAGAUCUUGACGAGUAUGCUACAUACCUGAACAGCCACGGCGUCGCCAGCGAGGAGCUGAAGCAUGACCUUCAGGACACCUACACGAAGAUCGCUGCCAAGGAGAAUGAAAUUGCCGAGUUCAUGAAGCAAAACAAAGGUGAGCAGUUCAAUUCAUCAAGAUUGCUGUUUCAAGCGCAGAAGCAACGGGAGAAGGCACAUGAUUUGGCAAAGCAGCUGGAGCUUGAGCAUGAGCUCGCGAAAGUCGAUAGCAAGCAGCCUCGUUCUGGCAACAAAGCUCUCGGCAUGUGUGAGAUUUGCAAUGCUUCGUCGGCAUCCUUUGAGAUGCACUGUGGCCAACAUGCUUUCUGUGCCCAAUGCCUUACGAAGUACAUCCAGGCAAGGACCGACCAGAACCUUCCGGCAUAUUGCCCAGGGGGUUGCAAGCAAGAGCUCUUCCAGGAGGAGAUCGAUAGGGCAUGCCAAUUGGCCGGCCAGCCCGAGGUUGGGGCCCUGUACCAGAGGCGUGCUACGCAGCGUCGCAUCCAGCCCAUUGGUUCCACGGUGGAGUGUGUGAAUCGUUGUGGUAACUUGUCAUGCCACAGGAUUGAUGAUCACACGGCCAGCUGCGAAGAUUGCCAGUUCCUGUUUUGCACGAACUGUUCCAGCCCUGCACAUCCUGAAGAGCCUGAUUGUAUCAAGCACUUGGAGAAAGAGCUGAAGGAGAACAGUGCCCAUGUUAAUCAAAGCAAAGCAGAUGUGCUCAAGACGCUGAAGAAGCUUCGUGAGGAGGGGGAUGUGCGAGUCUGCCCAAAGUGCCAGAUGGCCUAUCAGAAGAUAAGCGGUUGCGACCACAUCCAAUGUGGAAAGUGCGGGCACGAUUUCAACUACGACAGUAGAGACAAACGGCAGAGCGGCACCAGUCAGAUUUCAGAGCAGGAGUCAGUCAUCACACGAGAUCUGAGCGACUUCUCGCUUUCUUCGGCCUCUACGGAAUCUUCCCUUACCGGCUACUGGAGAAGGCCUAACUUGCGAGGUGUGCUUUCUGUUCGCGAUGCAGCGCAAGAGCAUGACGAGCUGAAGACGAGGUCCCGCACAGACAAGGGGCCGUUCGAUGCCGACCGUGCGAGAGCAAAUGCCCUGGAGGAAGAUCGCAAGCAAGGCUCGGCUGCUCAGGAUGCUACUUGCAGUUGGACGUGCUGGAUGCUUCCUCCGGAUUUGGGGUACCAGAAGCCCGAACAGUCAGUAGUGCAUCAGGCAGUGUUCAUCGUAGGCCAGACAGCUCGAAAGCAUGGAGUUUUUCUUGGCGAGGACAGAGGCUCCCAACGUACUGCGUUACCUCUCGGUAGCCUUGCCAUGGCCCAGCCGCUCACUGCGGGACAAGCGAGCACAGAAGCAACGCUGCGCACAUCGCAUGUGGCUGGCAUACGGCGGAUUGAUCGCGAUCUUGCAACCUAUGCCGAGUUUAUGAGCCAGAACUCAGCUGCCAGUGAUGAGCUCCGCCAAGACCUCCGAGAGACUUUCGACGCCAUUACUGCGCUGGAGCAGUGGAUCCUGCAGCUUUCCAAGCAGAAGCACGCUAAGCUUCUUGACAUGCCCCAAUCUCGCGAGGAGCUGCGCAGGUUGCGUGGGAAAGCGCAAGGCUUGGCCAAGAACAUGAGUAUGGAGGUUGAGGAGUUUACUGCACGGAAGCAAGCUUUCACGGUGUGGCUUUUGCCCGCUUGUCUUCUGGCAGCCGCCACUUUGAUGGCGUUUGUCGCCCAUAUGAUUACCGGCUUCUAUGUUGUCCCAAAGCACCAUGGCAACCUUACCUGGCAGGAGGAGGUCAAAAGUGUGCACCAGCACCGUGCCACGCAGCAUCGCAUGCAGCCCAUUGGAUCUACGAUGGAGUGUGACGUGCACACAGCCCGCUGCGACGAGUGCCAGAUCCUGUUCUGCACGAAUCGUUCCAGCUCUGCACAGCCUGACGAGCCUGGUUGUCAUAUCACGUACAGGGAGGAAGAGGAGCGACUUCUCGCUUUCUCCGGCCACUACGAAUCUUCCCUCAGCGGCUACUGGCUCGAACACUCCGGGGAGUUCGGAGAACCGGUGAGAACACAACACCUGCAGCUCUGUCGCUCACAAUUGUCGCCAUGGGACAGGGAGAAGGCAGUGGCUGUGCCGUUUCGUGCAGAGAAGAUCGUGGUGGUGGACCCGUCAACUCGCCAGGCUUCGGCCACCGACCUCCCCGCAGGCAUUAAUGCGAGCAGGGAUAUCAAAAACAAGUUUUGGUCUGUCUGCAACGUGAACGGCAAGGCAGUGGCGGUGCCUCGUAAUGCUGAGAGGAUUUUGGUAGUAGACGCUACAACUGGCCAUGCUUCGGCCAUUGACCUCCCGGCAGGCAUUGAUGCAAGCAGCGACGGUAAAUUCUUGUCGGGUUGCAAUGUGAAUUGCAAGGCAGUGGCGGUGCCUUAUCAUGCUGAGAAGAUUUUGGUGGUGGACCCUGUAAGUGGCCAGGCUUCGGCCAUCGACCUCCCUGCAGGCAUUGAUGCACGCGGGCCGUGGAAAUACGAGUCCGUCUGCAGCGUGAACGGCAAGGCAGUGGCGGUGCCUGCUUUUGCUGAGAAGAUUUUGGUGGUGGACCCUGUAAGUGGCCAGGCUUCGGCCAUCGACCUCCCUGCAGGCAUUGAUGCACGCGGGCCGUGGAAAUACGACUCCGUCUGCAGCGUGAACGGCAAGGCAGUAGCGGUGCCUGCUUUUGCUGAGAGGAUUUUGGUGGUGGACCCUGUAAGUGGCCGUGCUUCGGCCAUCGACCUCCCCGCAGGCAUUGAUGCAAGCAGGGGGUGGAAGUUUUCGUCCGUCUGCAAGGUGAACGGCAAGGCGGUGGCGGUGCCUUGCCGUGCUGGGAAGAUUUUGGAGGUGGACCCCGUAAGUGGCCAAGCUUCGGCCGUCGACCUCCCUGCAGGCAUUGAUGCAAGCAGGAGAGGGAAAUAUCUGUCCGUCUGCAAUGUGAACGGCAAGGCAGUGGCGGUGCCGUACAAUGCUGAGAAGAUUUUGGUGGUGGACCCUGUAAGUGGCCAGGCUUCGGCCAUCGACCUCCCCGCAGGCAUUGAUGCAAGCCGCGGAGGGAAAUAUCUGUCCGUCUGCAACGUGAAUGGCAAGGCAGUGGCGGUGCCUGCUAAUGCUGAGGCGGUUUUGGUCGUGGAGUUGCCACCAUGCAUACCAUGGCCAGCUCAGCCUCUUAGCUUCAGAUUGCACCAUAGCGCUGUCCAGCAUACGCCCGUUUUCGCCGAGCUCGUGGCAGCUGUGCUGAGCUACUGGGUGUACAGCGACGAGCCGGGACCCCCUUGUCUUGAGCAGGCUUCCAUGCAAGUUCAUCGAGUGAUUCAGCCUGGAGACUUUGGUUCAGCCGUCAAGAUCGCAACGGUAACGGCUGAGCUCCCAACCGGUAAGGUGCUGUAUGUCGCCUUUAAAGGUACUUCCUACAUCCUAGACUUUCUCAACUGGAAUCUGGAGAUAAAUCACGCCAUGACUCAAGAUCCCGACUUCUUUGUGCACAGCGGAGCAGCAAGCACACUUCACGCGGCAAGCUUCUGGCUGGAGCAAGGCUUGCUGAAGCGACUGGAGGAAGCGAGUGAGAACGGGGUGCAGAGGGUGGUUUUCACAGGGCAUUCUCUGGGAGGAAUGUAUGCAGCAUUGCUGUUCUAUUUGUUCUGGAAGAAGAUGGACGGUGCUCCACCGAUUGUUGCGUCCCUUCUGUCCGGUUUCGAUCUGCGAUGCGUCACCUUUGGCUCUCCGAUGGUCUUCGGUGGUGACUCCCAGCAGGCACGAGUAUUCAAGGCGUUUGCGCAGAAGCGAGCGGUGAACUACAUCAAUGAGAACGACCCCUGCCCGCGUGCCUGGGGCGCCAUCAAUCUCAGGCAGUUCGUGGAAGUGGCGGCCAAAAGUGUCCAGAACGGACUGGUCGACGAUCUGGGCAGCGUGAAAGGGUUCGUGGCCUCGCAGGUCGUGGCCGCCGCAGCACAGCAGGUGCUAAGCCGGCCGGACUUCCAGCUGUUGGAGGAUUUUGCCAGAGGCUAUCAGCACUUUGCAGAGCUGAGGGUGCUGAGCUCACGGAGGCAGGUCCGUCGCUGGAAGGAAUGCCAGCUCACCUCAGAGUGUCUAAACGACCACUCGAUGCUAGCUUACGCGAAUCGGCUCUUCGAUGCUGUUGACGACAGCCGGCCCGAGUGCUAUAUUCACAGGCAGUCUCCGGCUAG